AUGUCUCAAGCCCCAGGUGGAAAAAAGGGCGGGAAGGGCCCUCCGAAGAAGGUUCCCGAAGAAGAAAAAGUUAUUAUCAAAGCUGAUGAGAAAGAUGAGACAUCCUCGAACAAUGGAGAUAAAAAAGAGAUUAAAGAAGGGAAUGGGAUGGUCGAUGUACCUAAGCCUCCUAGUGCGGGAGUCAACAUGCGAGAGGCUGCGGCGAAAAUCCUGGUACUGGCGCAAAAAGGGGAAUGGCCUGCUGUGGAGCAAACCCUCAAGGUGCUGGAAAAGUUGGUGGCGGCCGGUGGAGAUGAUGCUGUUUCCGUCCCUAUGGCAGGCAUAAUUGACCCGACAACCGGUAUGACACCCCUCAUGUACGCUGUGAAAGACAACCGCACGUCAUUCGUAGAGAGACUCAUCGAACUCGGGUCGGACGUCGGAGCGAGGAAUAAUGACAACUACAAUGUGCUUCAUAUAUCUGCCAUGUAUUCGAGGGAAGACAUCGUCAAACUCUUGCUGUCCAAACGAGGUGUCGAUCCUUUCGCUACGGGAGGGAGUCGUCAACAAACAGCCGUACAUUUAGUAGCGAGCAGACAAACAGGAACAGCUACCAGCAUCCUCCGAGCUUUACUUACAGCCGCUGGCAAGGAUAUAAGGCUACGAUCAGACGGCAGGGGCAAGAUCCCGUUGCUGUUGGCUGUAGAAGCCGGCAACCAGAGCAUGGUUCGAGAGCUGCUUAGUGCGCAAACAGCAGAGCAACUUAAGGCCUCUACUUCGGCGGGAGACACAGCUUUACACUUGGCAGCACGGAGAAGAGAUGUGGACAUGUCCCGUAUCUUGAUAGAUUACGGCGCAGCUGUAGAUGCUGUAAACGGUGCAGGACAAACAGCGUUGCAUAUAGCAGCGGCGGAAGGAGACGAACCGCUUGUAAAAUAUUUCUACGGCGUUCGAGCCAAUGCAGCCAUUGCUGAUAAUGAAGAUCGCACUCCAAUGCAUCUAGCUGCUGAAAAUGGUCACGCAGCAAUUAUUGAACUUUUGGCUGACAAGUUCAAGGCGUCGAUCUUCGAGAGAACAAAAGAUGGAAGUACACUUAUGCACAUAGCUUCGUUAAACGGUCAUGCUGACUGUGCUAUGAUGCUAUUCAAGAAGGGUGUCUAUCUUCACAUGCCAAAUAAGGAUGGUGCUCGAAGUAUUCACACAGCAGCAAGAUACGGUCACGUGGGAAUCAUUAACACUUUACUCCAGAAGGGGGAAAGCGUCGAUGUCACUACUAACGAUAACUAUACAGCCCUCCACAUAGCAGUAGAGUCGUGUAAACCUGCUGUAGUGGAGACCUUACUUGGUUACGGUGCUGAUGUUCACAUACGAGGCGGCAAACAGAGAGAAACUCCACUACACAUAGCUGCUAGAAUUCCUGACGGUGAUAAAUGUGCAUUAAUGUUGCUCAAGUCGGGCGCUGGACCAAACAAAGCUACUGAAGAUGGUAUGACGCCAGUGCAUGUUGCAGCGAAAUAUGGAAACCUGACCACUUUAGUGCUUUUGUUGGAAGAUGGUGGAGACCCUUUAAGAAAAACAAAGUCGGGUGAAACACCUCUUCAUAUGGCAUGUCGGAGCUGCAAACCAGAUGUUGUGCGACAUUUAAUAGAAUUUGUCAAAUCACAUAAAAGUGAAAAAGUUGCAACUUCUUACAUUGAUACCGUUGAUGAGGAUGGCGCAAGCGCAUUACACUUUUCCGGUCAAAUAACAAAAGAGGAAGUCAAAAUACCUUCUGCUGAUAAAGAAGUGGUCAAAUGUCUUAUGCAAAAUGGUGCUGAUGUGUCUUUGCAAACCAAACAUGAUCAUGAAACGGCUUUUCACUUUUGUGCGAUCGCAGGUAAUAAUGACGUAUUGACAGAAAUGAUUACCGAUAUGUCUACUGCUGAUGUAAGUCGAGCUCUUAAUAAACAGAAUUCAAUUGGAUGGACCCCUUUGUUGAUCGCAUGUAAUCGAGGGCACAUGGAACUUGUUAAUACUUUACUUACCAAUCAUGCUAGAGUAGAUGUAUUUGAUAUUGAAGGAAGAUCCGCUUUACAUUUAGCCGCUGAACACGGAUAUCUGCAAGUAUGUGACGCUUUACUAACAAACAAAGCUUUUAUUAAUUCUAAAGCGAGAAACGGACGUACAGCUCUUCACCUUGCAGCAAUGAAUGGUUUUGCGCAUUUGGUUAAAUUUUUAAUCAGAGACCAUAAUGCGAUGAUAGAUGUACUCACGUUAAAGAAACAAACUCCUCUACAUUUAGCAGCAGCGAGUGGACAAAUUGAAGUAUGUAGGUUGUUGCUUGAACUUGGUGCCAAUAUAGAUGCUACAGAUGAACUUGGUCAGAAGCCUAUUCAUGCUGCUGCGCAAAAUAACUACUCAGAAGUUGUGCAGUUAUUUUUACAGCAACAUCCAAAUCUUGUAAUGGCUACUACUAAAGACGGAAACACUUGUGCGCACAUAGCUGCUAUACAAGGUUCUGUAAAAGUAAUAGAGGAACUGAUGAAGUUUGAUAGAACUGGUGUGAUAUCAGCGAGAAAUAAAUUAAAUGAUUCGACGCCUUUACAAUUGGCGGCCGAAGGAGGUCAUGCGGAUGUAGUUAGGGUUUUAGUAAGAGCUGGAGCUUCAUGCUCGGAAGAAAACAGGUCUGGAUUAACGGCUGUUCACUUGGCAGCAGAACAUGGCCACACAAAUGUAUUAGAUGUAAUGCGUUCCACGAAUACGUUAAGGAUUUCGAGUAAAAAGUUAGGUUUAACGCCCUUACAUAUUGCAGCGUAUUAUGGUCAAGCAGAAACGGUUCGUGAACUUCUCUCUCACGUCCCAGGAACUGUCAAAUCCGAACCUCCUACAGGGGUGUCGUUGGUGCCGAUAUUAGGUGCAGAAUCAGGACUCACUCCACUCCACCUUGCUGCUUACAAUGGUAAUGAAAAUGUUGUGCGAUUGUUACUUAAUUCCGCUGGAGUACAAGUUGACGCUGCUACUAAUGAAAAUGGUUACAAUCCACUUCAUUUAGCAUGUUUCGGCGGACAUAUGUCUAUAGUAGGCCUACUUUUGAGUAGAUCAGCUGAAUUACUUCAAAGUACAGACAGACAUGGAAAAACCGGUCUGCAUAUAGCAUCUACACAUGGACAUUAUCAAAUGGUCGAGGUGUUACUCGGGCAAGGAGCUGAAAUUAACGCAACAGAUAAAAACGGUUGGACACCAUUACAUUGUGCUGCAAAAACUGGGUAUCUUAACGUAGUAAAAUUAUUAUGCGAAUCAGGAGCAUCGCCAAAAAGUGAAACAAAUUUGAAUUGUGCACCAAUUUGGUUUGCCGCUUCGGAAAACCAUAAUGACGUCCUAGAAUACCUUUUACAUAAAGAGCAUGAUACACAAUCACUAAUGGAUGACAAAAGAUUCAUAUAUAAUUUAAUGGUGUGCUCAAAAAAUCACAACAAUAUACCCAUUGAAGAAUUUGUGUUAGUUUCACCGGCACCUGUAGAUACGGCAGCAAAACUGUCUAAUUUAUAUAUUAAUUUAUCGACUAAGGAGAAGGAGCGUGCCAAAGACCUCAUUGCAGCUGGAAAACAAUGUGAAGCUAUGGCUACAGAACUGUUAGCGUUAGCUGCUGGUGCUGAUUCUGCCGGUCAUAUUCUUACCGCUACGGAUAAUAGAAAUAUAGAAUUCUUAGAUGUUUUAAUAGAAAACGAACAAAAAGAGGUCAUCGCGCAUACAGUCGUACAGAGAUAUCUUCAGGAACUCUGGCGAGGGAGCCUCAAAUGGACGGGCAUUAAAAUAAUGUUCCUUUUUUUUGCAUUUAUAAUUUGUCCACCUGUGUGGCUAGUUUUCUCACUUCCAUUAGGACAUAAAUAUAAUAAAAUUCCCAUAAUUAAGUUCAUGUCAUAUCUAACGUCGCAUAUUUACCUUAUGGUUUUAUUAUCACUAGUGGCAAUUACGCCAAUUUACAAUUCUAUAUUUAGAGAAAGUCUAGUACCUAGGUGGUAUGAAUGGAUGCUAUUAGUGUGUCUAAGUGGUCUUUUACUAUUUGAAUUAACAAACCCUAGUGAUAAAUCUGGUCUAGGUUGGAUAAAAAUUGCAGUUUUAUUAUUAGGUAUGAUUGGUGUAGCCACCCAUGUUGUUGGAUGGAUUUUUGUAUUACCUAAGUAUUGGCCAACUCUAAUGUAUUGUAGAAAUCAAUUUUUUGCAUUAUCAUUUUUGCUAGCGUGUGUACAGAUAUUAGACUUUUUAUCCUUCCACCAUUUGUUCGGCCCUUGGGCGAUUAUUAUUGGUGAUCUCAUGAAAGACUUAGGACGAUUUCUUGCAGUCUUAGCGAUAUUCGUAUUUGGAUUCUCAAUGCAUAUCGUGGCGCUGAAUCAACCGUUUAGGAAUAUAUACAAACCAGAAGACAACAAAUACGCCAGAACAGCCAGAAGAAAACUUUUUUCAGACGUGACCAUGAAUCCAUUUUACUCCUUCGAGCUGCUGUUCUUUGCGGUGUUCGGCCAGACGACGACGGAGCAGACGAGAGUGCAUCGCAACGACAGCAACACGCAGCCGGCUUGGACGAAUUAUUUAUUCAAAAUCGUCUUCGGUAUCUACAUGUUGGUGUCGGUGGUUGUACUGAUUAAUCUACUCAUUGCCAUGAUGUCAGACACGUAUCAGAGGAUACAGGCACAAUCAGAUAUAGAGUGGAAGUACGGUUUGUCUAAGUUAAUUCGCAAUAUGCAUCGCACGAACACAGCUCCGUCGCCUCUGAAUCUCGUGACGACGUGGCUCAUGUGGCUGAUACAUAGGUGUAAGGAGCGGCUGAGUAAAAAGAAACGACCUAGUCUAGUGCACAUGAUCGGGAUGCAACGACAAGAUCAGAUGAGCGCAAGAUCCAAGGCUGGCGCCAAGUGGCUGUCUAAGGUCAAGAGAGGACAAGUAGUGCCAAAAGAUUCAACACGUCUUUCGGUUGUCCACCUCAGUCCUUUAGGUUCACAGCUAAGCUUCAGCAACAUGACAAGGAUAGAAAACGUUGUUGAUUGGGAGGUAAUCGCUAAGAAGUAUAGGGCUCUAAUGAGGGACGAGCCAGAGGAACCGGUGAAUAAGGACAGCGAAUCGGACACAGUCGAUGAUGAAUCAGAAAUAAUUCCUAACAAUGUCGCUGCAGCGCCACCUUGAACCGACGAUGUGUCUGUUUUGAAAAGCAGAGUACAUGGUUCUGAAAAUUAAAAAAAGUGUUUCGAGUCUAUGUGAAAUAUUUUUUACAUAGACUCGACGGCUAAACAUAUCCCAUUUUUUGAAUG
Nymphalis io (European peacock) is the source of this 5264-nucleotide messenger RNA. It is a transcript of the gene nompC, whose product is annotated as serine/threonine-protein phosphatase 6 regulatory ankyrin repeat subunit B. The transcript is spliced from 19 exons. NCBI's taxonomy places the organism in Eukaryota, Metazoa, Arthropoda, Insecta, Lepidoptera, Nymphalidae. Gene Ontology annotation, biological process: GPI anchor biosynthetic process; calcium ion transmembrane transport. Gene Ontology annotation, molecular function: protein binding; calcium channel activity. Bases 1 to 5139 code for a protein of 1712 amino acids. Gene Ontology annotation, cellular component: membrane; glycosylphosphatidylinositol-N-acetylglucosaminyltransferase (GPI-GnT) complex. The record is from RefSeq and is a predicted model, not a curated record.